Molecule: messenger RNA, 2024 nt
Organism: Theobroma cacao (cacao)
Lineage: Eukaryota; Viridiplantae; Streptophyta; Magnoliopsida; Malvales; Malvaceae
Source: RefSeq, a predicted model, not a curated record
UUUUGGCAGCGCAAACCCCGGAGCAUGUUUGGCAAUUGGCAUCACAUAGCAGGUUUAUCCAUACCUAAUGACUCUCUAUUAUUUGCUACUUGUGAUUCUAGGCUACUCUUAUAUAUAAACUUUGUUCAUUUCUUCUCUUCUGCCACUGCACACCCUUCAGUUUUUCCCCUCUUGUCACAAUACCAACAAAAGGCUCCUUUGCUUUUCAUUCAAUGCAAAACUGAAACCUGGAAGCAGCAAUGCCUCUGUUGAGCCUUCUUCAAAUUCACAUUAAUGAUGAACACGCUUUCUUUGUUAACGAGGAUAUUUUAUCAGCUUACUCAGGAAGGUUGAAGAAGAUCAUUAAGAAACAAAAGAGAAGAACCCAGAUUGAAAAUUCCGUUAUAGAGCUCAAUGACUUUCCUGGAGGUCCAGAUGGAUUUGAGCAGGUUUCAAGAUUCUGUUACUGCAAUGGUAGAGUUGAAAUCACAGUUUCUAAUGUGUCACUGCUUUAUUGUUGUGCAUUCUUUCUUGGUAUGACUGAGAAAACCUCAACUAACAAUCUCUUGAGACAAACAGAAAGGUUUCUUGAAGGAAUGUUUUAUUGGUCCUGGAAUGAUAUACUUGUAAGUCUAAGGAGCUGUGAGUCAUUCUUUUCAUAUGCAGAUUCAUAUGGACUUAUCCAAAAGCACAUUUUUGCACUGUUAGCGAAGAUUGCUCAGAAUUCAGAUACGAACUUCAUCACUUCUUCUUCUUCAUCUUCACCUUCUCCUGAAACAAGUUAUGGCCUCAGAUUCUCUUCCGCAUCCAAAGCCACCCCUCAGUCGACCAGUCCAUGCAAUAAAUCGAGCAAGGCUUGGUGGUUCGAUGACUUGGCUAAACUAAGUCCAAAGGUUGUUGAAAAAAUCAUAAAGAAUUUGGGAGCUUAUGGGAACCAAAACAACAGUCUUACACUCACAAGGUUCCUUCUCCAUUACCUGAAAAGUAGACCCCAGGGUUCACCAAAAUCAAAAUCUGAAUAUAGUGGUCUGGCCGACACAGCUGUUCAAGGGGUCAUCCUGGUGGGAAAAACUAAAUUUUCUUGCAGAAAACUGUUUUGGGUUUUGAGAGUGGUAUCUGCUUUUAGCCUCAGCAAAGACUACAGGGUUGGCUUGGAGAGAUUGAUUGGUGAGAAUCUUGAUGAAGCAACUGUCGAUGACUUAUUGGUAUCAGGACAUAACAAGGGUGUUUAUGACGUUAAUCUUGUAAUAAGAUUGGUAAGAGUAUUUGUCAACGGUGAAGGGGUGUCUUUACAGAAGAUGAAGAAGCUGGGAAGAUUAAUUGAUGAGUACUUAAGAGAAAUAUCUCCUGAUCCGAACCUGAACAUCUCUAAGUUUCUUGGAGUUGCCGAGAGUUUGCCGGAUUCUGCCAGAGAUUGCUUUGAUGGGAUCUAUAGAGCUAUUGAUAUCUAUCUUCAGUCCCAUCCUAGUCUUUGUUUCGAGGAGCGAUCAAGGCUAUGUAGAUGCCUCAACUACGAAAAGCUUACAUUCGAAGCAAGCAAAGACCUUGCCAAGAAUCCUAGAAUCCCACCAAAUGUUGCUGUUCAAGCACUCAGGUCACAGCAAUCCAAAGUACCUCAAAAUGAGUUCGUACAUGAGAGUCCCAGCAAAAGCAAUUGUUCAAAAAUAAUCCUGUUCAAUGACAGCAUAGAGUCAUCAGAGGAGAGUUCAUCACAAGGGACUGAAGAUAUGAAACUCAAUCUGCAGAAGAUGCAAUGGAGAGUGGUGGAGUUGGAGAAAGCAUGCCGGGAAAUGAAGGGUCAGAUGUUAAGGCUGGUAAGGCCGAAUACUGCCAUUACCCCUUGUUACAGCAGAACUUUGCCAAGAUAUUGUUGAAAACUCUUGAGUGUUCUUACUGAAAAGAAAAGUGAUUCGUUUUUUGAUAGGUUUGGCAAGGGGAGAUUCACACUUUUUUUCUCUUUUUGGUUGAGAAAAUGUAUGGUUACUUGAUCAUAUUGAAAAGUAACUUCCAAAGUAAAUGAUUACAUAUUGUUAGUGUUUUUUAUA